Molecule: messenger RNA, 888 nt
Organism: Moneuplotes crassus
Lineage: Eukaryota; Ciliophora; Spirotrichea; Euplotida; Euplotidae
Source: the annotation of a GenBank genome assembly
AUGGACAAGCUUUCGAAGUUCGAGAUUGAAGAAAAGUGUGGGGAAGGAACUUAUGGUGUCGUCCAACGAGCUAGGAAUAAAGACUCAGAUGAACUAGUAGCCUUGAAGUAUAUCAAACUGGAAUCUGAGGAUGAAGGGAUCCCUUCAACCGCUAUCAGAGAGAUAGCCUUGUUGAAAGAACUUCAGCACCCAAAUAUUGUUAGUCUUCAAGAUAUUGUAUUGGAAUCUUCCCAGUUGAUCCUUAUCUUUGAGUUCCUUGAGCAGGAUCUCUAUAAAAUCAUCAAAGCUAAUGAUUUCCAAGGUCUAGAGAUUCCUAUAGUUAAAUCAUAUCUAAAACAGAUGCUUGAAGGUGUGGCUCAUUGCCACAGCAAGAAAGUUUUGCAUAGAGACCUAAAGCCUCAGAACUUGCUGGUAAGCAAGGAUGGAUGCCUUAAACUGGCUGAUUUCGGUUUAGCAAGGGCUUUCGGAAUCCCAGUUAAAAACUAUACGCACGAGGUUGUUACUUUGUGGUAUAGACCUCCAGAUAUCCUUUUUGGGUCAAAGACAUACUCCACACAUAUCGAUAUGUGGAGUGUUGGCUGAAUCUUUGCUGAAAUGGUCUCGGGACACCCUCUGUUUAAAGGUGAAGAUGAGAAAGAUCAACUUGACAAGAUAUUUAGAAUAAAAGGAACUCCAGAUCCUGAUGAUUGGAUUGGAAUGAAUGAACUCCCUCUUUACGACGGCAUGAAGGAAGAGCUCCCUCAACAUGAUCCAAAGGAUAUCAGUGAAUUCGUCCCUGGACUUGACGAAGUAGGCCUUGAUCUUCUUGAGAAGUUAAUCCAGUGUGAUCCUAUGUGACGUAUUACAGCUGCAGAUGCCCUCAAUCAUCCAUUUUUAGCUGAGGAAUAA